Molecule: messenger RNA, 1419 nt
Organism: Colletotrichum higginsianum IMI 349063
Lineage: Eukaryota; Fungi; Ascomycota; Sordariomycetes; Glomerellales; Glomerellaceae
Product: SET domain-containing protein
Exons: 1
Coding region: 1-1419 (472 amino acids)
Biological process (GO): peptidyl-lysine monomethylation
Cellular component (GO): nucleus
Molecular function (GO): protein-lysine N-methyltransferase activity
Source: RefSeq, a predicted model, not a curated record
AUGGAAGACCUAGUCGGCUGGGCCAAAAGCCACGGAGCCGCCCUCCACCCGUCGGUCGAGGUCUACAACGACCCCAACACCGGCAACUCGUUCCGUGUCUCCCCCGAAGGCGCCGGCGUCGAACCGGGCGAGACCAUUGUCACCUGUCCCUUGGACCUGACGCUGUCUUACCUCAACGCCGCCUCCACGCCCAGCCCAGGCUUCCAUCACGAAGGCGCCGCUCCUUCGUCCAGCCCCUUCCCCCCCUCGUUCCUCGCCUCCGUCCCGCCUCACGUCAUCGGCCGCUUCUUCCUUAUCCACCAGUACCUGCUCGGCAAGGAAUCCUUUUGGUACCCCUACAUCAAGACCCUUCCACAGCCGCACCACCUCCAGUCCUGGAUCUUGCCGCCGCUCUGGCCCGCCGACGACCUCGAGCUGCUCGAGGACACCAACGUCCACGUCGCCGUCGCCGAGAUCAAGUCCCGUCUGAAGGCCGAGUUCAAACACGCCAUCGCCUCCUUCGCCGACGACCCCGCCCGCCACGACUACACACGCCUCCUCUACAACUGGGCGUACUGCAUCUUCACCAGCCGCAGCUUCCGCCCAUCCCUCGUCAUCCCCGCCGCCCGCCAGCCGACCCUCUCGCUGCCUGAGGGGUGCGCCAUCGACGACUUCUCCCUGCUACUGCCCCUCUUCGACGUUGGCAACCACGCGCCCACGGCCGCUAUUGCCUGGGACGCCGACGCCGACACGAACAAGUGCACCUUGCGCACACUGCAUCCCUACGUGCCCGGCGCUCAGGUCUUCAACAACUACGGCACCACCAAGACCAACGCCGAGCUGAUGCUCGCCUACGGCUUUUGCAUCCCCGAGUCGGCCCACCUGCACAACGACUACGUCCACGUCCAGAGGCGGGGGGGCGCGAAGCCCGCCGCCGAAGAGAGCGCAGGCGCCGCCGCCGCCGCCGCCAAACCCAGAGACUACCUCAUCUCCCUCCGGCCUGUCGCCGAUCCGAGCUCUGUGGCGGCAAGAUCUGUGCGCCUGCUCUCCGAUGUUGACGGGACCAAGGUCUUGCCCCCCUUUCGCCAUGUUCAGGACACCAUGGUCUGGGAGCUAGUCCUGGCGCAGACGACCCCCGAACAGCGCGAGGAAUUGCUACCUGUCCCCGAGGGCGCCGGCCCUGAUACAGACCUGGAGCGGCUGCGAAGGGUGCUAACGGGUGAUGUCACCGCGGCGUUCCAGCCGGUUCUGUUCCAGACCGUCGCCAUCAUCCAAAACAAGGUCCUUCAGGAACUCGAGCGACUGGACCAGUCCGAGUUCGAGAUGGACGAGGCCGCGGCGACGCGGAACCAGCUCAUGGCGUAUCACUACCGAAGACAGUGCCGCAAGGUUCUGAUGAAUGUGCUCGAGUCCAUGGAGAUGCCAGACGAGUCUGCAUGA